This is a messenger RNA of Microsporum canis CBS 113480, 429 nucleotides long. RefSeq lists its product as hypothetical. The record is from RefSeq and is a predicted model, not a curated record. The transcript has a single exon. The coding region runs from base 1 to 429 and encodes 142 amino acids. NCBI's taxonomy places the organism in Eukaryota, Fungi, Ascomycota, Eurotiomycetes, Onygenales, Arthrodermataceae.
AUGGAAACGGACAAUCUACCUCUUUCCCCUCCCCCGGAGCCCAAGUCAUCGGAUUCAAACACGAAUGAAACCGUUAGUCUCGACUCGCCAGUCCGAACUACACCCAUCCACGCGCUGCUACCUGAGGUACGGGUUCCCUCUGAUCCAUUACCAAGUCACCGGUAUCAUCCUGUUACAUGUGCGCCACUGGAUGUAGUGGAGUUGCAAACAGAGUUGCAGCAACUACGAAAACAAUAUACAACCUCUGUGGCGGCGCGUAAGGCACAAGAGGAGGCCGCAAAAGAAGUGAAGAAAAGGAUCGAAGAUGCAAAGGAGAAAACAGAACAAAUACAAAAGACCAUGCAGAGGAAGACCGAAGAGAGAGAGAUGGAAAGAAAGGUGUUUUUGAAGAUAAAAAAAGAAAAGGAGGAGAAGAUGCAGGUUGUAUGA